This is a messenger RNA of Argiope bruennichi, 4004 nucleotides long. RefSeq names its product zinc finger protein OZF-like. Bases 224 to 1795 code for a protein of 523 amino acids. The transcript has a single exon. The record is from RefSeq and is a predicted model, not a curated record. Lineage: Eukaryota; Metazoa; Arthropoda; Arachnida; Araneae; Araneidae.
CUCAUGAGUAAUGUAAUGAAUCAUAGUAUAGAAAUUCAAAAACGUAUCUUUUGACUAAAUAGGCAGCUCAUGUGUACAUUGUAUGCACCACAACAAAUAAUUUACAUAAACUUCUUUUUUUUUUGAUUUCGUUUAUCAACUGACUCUAAAGGAUAAUUGCUCGCUUUUGCCUCAUGUUAUGGACAUUUUUUCCUAAAGAAAUACGUACAUAGUUGCGUACGCAAUGAAGAAGUCAUCCGGUUAUGAAUUAUGUAGUCAAACAUUUUCUCAGCAUCAGCAAUUAGAGACAGAGUUACUUACUAAUAAAGAAGACAAGCCUUUCGCCUGCGACAUUUGCAAUAAAGCGUUUUCUCAACGGCGGUAUUUAGAAGCACAUACAAUGACGCAUACAAAUGAGGAGCCAUUUACAUACGACAUAUGUAAAAAAGCUUUUACUGGAAAGCUGCAUUUACAGGCGCAUUUACAAACGCACACAAAAGAGAAACUGUUUGCAUGUGAAGAAUGUAAUAAAUUCUUUUUCAAAAAGUCGGGUUUAAAUAGACACUUACUUACGCAUUCUAGGGAUAAACCUUUUGUUUGUGAUGUAUGUAAUAAAAUAUUUUCUAACUGCUAUCCGUUAAAGAGACAUUUAUGGACCCAUGAGAAUGAGAAGCCUUUUGCUUGUGAUGUGUGUAAUAAAGCAUUUGCUGAUAAUUCCAAUUUAAAGCGACAUUUUCGAACUCAUACGAAGGAGAAACCGUUUGCAUGCGGCAUUUGCAAUAAAGAUUUUUCUCAAAAAAAUAAUUUAAAAGUACAUGUGGUGAUUCAUGCAAAAGAGAAACCCUACACAGACAAUAUUUGCAAUAAAGCGUUUUCUCAACAGCGUUAUUUCGAAGCACAUGAACGGGCGUGUACAGAUGAGAAGCCAUUUACAUGUGACAAAUGUAAUAAAGCCUUUACUAGAAAGCUGCAUUUGCAGGCGCAUUUACGAAUGCACACAAAAGAGAAGCGGUUUGCAUGUGAAGUAUGUAAUAAACACUUUUUCAAAAAGUCAGGUUUAAAUAGACACUUACUUACGCAUUCGGGGGAGAAACCUUUUGUUUGUAAUGUAUGUAAUAAGGUAUUUUCUGACUGCUAUCCGUUAAAGAGACAUUUAUGGACCCAUGCGAAUGAGAAGCCAUUUGCUUGUGACUUAUGUAAUAAAGCAUUUGCUGACAAUUCCAAUUUAAAGCGACAUUUUCGAACUCAUACGAAUGAGAAACCGUUUGCAUGCGGCAUUUGCAAUAAAGAUUUUUCUCAAAAAAAUAAUUUAAAAGUACAUGUGGUGAUUCAUGCAAAAGAGAAACCCUACACAGACAAUAUUUGCAAUAAAGCGUUUUCUCAACAGCGUUAUUUCGAAGCACAUGAACGGGCGCGUACAGAUGAGAAGCCAUUUACAUGUGACAAAUGUAAUAAAGCCUUUACUAGAAAGCUGCAUUUGCAGGCGCAUUUACGAAUGCACACAAAAGAGAAGCGGUUUGCAUGUGAAGUAUGUAAUAAACACUUUUUCAAAAAGUCAGGUUUAAAUAGACACUUACUUACGCAUUCGGGGGAGAAACCUUUUGUUUGUAAUGUAUGUAAUAAGGUAUUUUCUGACUGCUAUCCGUUAAAGAGACAUUUAUGGACCCAUGCGAAUGAGAAGCCAUUUGCUUGUGACUUAUGUAAUAAAGCAUUUGCUGACAAUUCCAAUUUAAAGCGACUUUUCGAACUCAUACGAAUGAGAAACCGUUUGCAUGUGACAUUUGCAAUAAAGCUUUUACUCAGAAACAGAGUUUAGAAGUACAUAUGCUGAUUCAUGCAAAGGAGAAACCUUACACAUGCGAUAUUUGCAAUAAAGCCUUUUCUCAACAGCGUUAUUUCGAAGCACAUAUAAGGGUGCACACAAAUGAGAAGCCAUUUACAUGUGGCAUAUGUAAUAAAGCCUUUAAUGGAAAGUUGCAUUUACAGGCGCAUUUACGAAGGCACAGGAAAGAGAAGUUUGCAUGUAAAGUAUGUAAUAAAUUCUUUUCCAAAAAGGCGGAUUUAAAUAGUCACUUAAUUACGCAUUCUGGGGAUAAAUCUUUUGUUUGUGAUGAGUGUAAUAAAACAUUUGCUGACAACUCCAAUUUAAAAGCAAAUUUAGGAACUCACACGAAGGAAAAACCGUUUGUAUGCGACAUUUGCAAUAAAGUAUUUCUUCAAAAUAGAGAAUUGAAAGGUACAUCUGUUGAUUCAUGAAAAAGAUAAACCUUACACAUGCAACAUUUGUAAUAAAGCAUUUUCUCAACAGCUUUAUUUCGAAGCACAUGUACGGGCACAUACAAAUGAGAAGCCAUUUACAUGUGACAUAUGUAAUAAAGUCUUUACUGCAAUGCCGCAUUUACGAAAACAUACGAAUUAGAAACCUUUUUCAUGUGGCAUAUGUAGUAAAGAAUUUGAUGACAAUUUGAAUUUAAAGGAACAUUUGCGCUUGUAUCCAGUAUCGCUUGUAAUAAAACAUUUUCUGUACGCUUUAAUUUACAUAUACAUUUAUGAUACAUAUGAAAGAGAAAUAUAAACUGCAUGCAUGUGACAUAUGUAGUAAAGCAUUUUUAAGAAAAUCGGGUUUAAAAAGACACUUACUUUCGCAUUCCAAAGAUAAACCAUUUGAAAGCGACGAUUUAAUAAAGCGUUUACUGAAAAGUUAUGUUUAAAAAAAAGCAUUUACGAAUACAUGCGAACGAGAAAUCGUUUGCUUAUCGCAUGUGUAAUAAAAUGUUUGCUGAUGAAUCGAAUUUCAAAAAACAUUUACAAACGCAUAAUAAGGAGGCACCUUAUGCAUGCGACAUUUGUAAUGAAGCGUUUUCUGAAAACUCGAAUUUAAAAACGCAUUUACGAACGCAUACGAAAGAGAAACCGUAUGCAUUUGACAUUCGUAAUAAAACAUAUUCUCUGCAAUCCAAAUUACAAACGCAUCUACCAAAGCAGGCCCAUGGAAGAGAAAUCAGUUACAUGUGACCUGUGUAAAAAUGUAUUUUCUGAAAUAUCCGCUUUGAGAAAAAAAUUUAAGCAUAUGAAAUAAUCUUUUGCUUGUGACUUUUGUAACAAAAAUAUUCCUUACUCAUCAUCUUUAAAGAUAUAUCUGCCUGGACAUAUAGAAAAAAAAUCCAAAUAUUUGUUAUGAUUAUUGAAGCACUUUCAAGUAACGAAGGUUUCAGUAUAUGUUUUUUAAUUAACAUAUACUGAAAAGAAACAAUAUCCCUUAGGGAAAUGUAAUUUAACUUUUUGUUUGAAAUAAAAUAUUAAUCUUAAGCAAUGCUUGAAAAUGAUAAGUCACUAUUAAAAAUAGAAUAUUUUAAAAUUUGACAAAAUUUUCAAUUCCUCCUUUAGCAGCAGACUACUUGGAGCAUGUGAUAACUCAUGUAAUGAUUCAUGACAUAAUGCUUCUGUUCUUUAUAAUGACAUAAUAUUUAUAAUAACAUAAUGCUUCUGUUAUUUAUAAUGACAUAAUAUUUAUAAUAACAUAAAGCUUCUGUUAUUUAUAAUGAUAUAAUAUCUAUGAUAAUAUAUUUCUUUUGUUGUUUAUAAUGCCAUAAUAUUUAUAAUAAUAUAAUGCCUCUGUUGUUUAUUCAUUUAACUUUAUGUAAUUAUAUACUUGCAAAUUCUAAAACAUUUUUUUAAUUUUAUGCUUAUAUUAUGUGAUAGUAUAUUCAUAUAUGUGGAAAUUUUGCAAAUGCGAUAUGUACAUAAAAGGAUAUGUAUUCAAAAUAAUGGUGUUAAGAAAAGGUGAUUAGCAUAACAAAAUUUAUUAUAAGAAAAUGUGUGUGUUUUUGAGAAAAUUAAAAUUAAUAUAUGUAAUGCAUGCAUGUAUACUUAUGUAUGUGUACUUAUACAUGUAACGCAUUUUACAUAAUUACAUGCAGUUAUAUGGAACAUGAUGCAAAUAUUCAGCAUAAUAUACUGAAGAAUUUUAUAAAGAAAAAUUCUUGCACUGAAUCAUAUGUGCCUAUUUCAUAUUUUUUCUUUGU